AUUUGAUCAUUGAUUGUUUGAUUUUCAAUUCGAUUUCACUUUUAACAUCAAUAUCAGUAUCAGUAUUAGUAUCAAUUUCUAUUUUAGAUUACUUUUAUCUUCCUUGUACUUUUAAUUUCGAUUCUAGUUUAAAUUUCAAUUUUAUCCUCUGUUUAUUAUUUUUUUUUCUAUGUCUUCAGGCAGAAACUCUUCCAAAGCCAAUCCUGAAGCUCCCCCAGGUUUCGAAGAUGAGUAUCAGUUGCAGUCACCAAAAGGCGACAUCAAUCAAGAGAAAAGUAAUGCAAAACCAUUUUCAAUAGGUGAACAAGAUUUGAAUCCUCCAACAGGAAAAUAUCCCAAUAUGAAGCCAUAUUUGGAUCCUUUAUCUGAUUUUUCCAGUCCUGGAUCAUCUGGGGGAAUGUAUCCCACUCGAAAUGAUCCACUAUUCAACCCACAAAAUAACAAAGCAAAUAACAAUCAUCCUUUCAACUCUCGAUAUGAUGAUCCAAUGACUGGAGGCGAUCAAUUGAAUUCAAUUGGUCAAGGAUUGCCAGCCAAUCCUUCUCUAAAUGAUAAUAGGUUUAAUAAAAAUAAUUUUGGGCCUAAUUAUCCUGGAUCAACACCUUUUGAUAAUGGUUUUAAUGGUCCACCUGGUCCACCUGGUGGAUUUGGUCCUGGUGGAUUUGGCUUUGGGGGCAACUCUUUUUAAUUUUUUUUAUGUUCUAUGUUUGUCCUGUCAUGAAUUACAAGUAUUUGAUCAGCAGUUUUAAUUACAAGUGGGUUUUUUUUCUUUUAAUUGACAUAUUUAUAUAUAAUUACAUUAAGAG
This is a messenger RNA of Ascoidea rubescens DSM 1968, 806 nucleotides long. RefSeq lists its product as uncharacterized. Bases 170 to 688 code for a protein of 172 amino acids. The record is from RefSeq and is a predicted model, not a curated record. The transcript has a single exon. NCBI's taxonomy places the organism in Eukaryota, Fungi, Ascomycota, Saccharomycetes, Ascoideales, Ascoideaceae.